GAAGUAAAACGGUGCUUCGUGAUAGCAAAAGAAUAGACAUGCUUUGAAAGAACCGCUCAGAAAUUCCCCUGCUUCCAUACGAUUAAAGAAUGGCAUCCAAUAGAAUGGAUGAGACGAAUAACACUCAUUCCGCAGGAGAAGCCUCAAAGGGCAACAGCAGGAGAGAGAGCAACACUGAGAAGAUCCAACAUAGAGGCGUUACAGAAAGAGCAGCACAACCCAGCAAUGACACGUCCACAGUUACUGAUGCCACGACUGUCGCAGACAAGAACUUGGCCCUGCUCAAAGCCCAUUCCCUGGAUGUGAAGUUUGAAGUCGGGGAUGAAUAUGACAUUAUUGAGACCAUUGGUACAGGUGCAUAUGGUGUGGUCUCAUCAGCCCGAAGACGAGAUAAUGGCCAGCAGGUGGCAAUAAAGAAGAUCCCCAAUGCCUUUGAGGUUGUGACAAAUGCCAAACGCACGCUGCGAGAGCUAAAAAUACUGAAGCACUUCAAACACGACAACAUCAUCGCCAUUAAAGAUAUCCUCCAGCCAGUGGUCCCUCAUUCUGCAUUCAAAUCAGUGUACGUGGUUCUUGACCUCAUGGAGAGCGACCUACAUCAGAUCAUUCACUCACGGCAGCCUCUGACGGCAGAACACACACGCUACUUUCUGUAUCAGCUGUUAAGAGGCUUGAAAUACAUUCAUUCGGCGAACGUCAUUCACCGUGACCUCAAGCCAUCCAACCUGCUGGUCAAUGAAAACUGUGAGCUGAAGAUUGGGGACUUCGGAAUGGCGCGGGGAUUAAGCGCGGUUCACUCUGAAGAGUCGCGGUCCUUUAUGACUGAGUACGUGGCCACCCGCUGGUAUCGUGCUCCUGAGCUCAUGCUGUCGCUCCACCACUACAGCCUGGCCAUCGACCUCUGGUCCGUAGGCUGCAUCUUCGGGGAGAUGCUCGGAAGGAGGCAGAUGUUUCCGGGGAAAAACUAUGUACAUCAGUUGCAGUUGAUUCUUUCAGUUUUAGGGACACCACCCGAGAGCAUUGUUGGCUCGAUUGGCUCAGACCGAGUGCGCUCUUAUGUGCGGAGCCUUCCUUCGAAAGCACCAGAACCAUUUGCAGCUCUGUAUCCGCAAGCUGAGCCCAGUGCCUUGAACUUGUUGGCUGCAAUGCUGCACUUUGACCCUCGUGAAAGAAUCGGUGCAUGUCAAGCACUAGAACACCCAUAUCUCUCCAAAUACCAUGACCCAGAUGAUGAACCGGUGUGCGUUCCUGCUUUCAAUUUUGAGUUCGACCAGCAGCCCAUGGGUAAAGAGCAAAUCAAAGAAGCGAUACUAACAGAGAUCCAGGACUUCCAUAAGAAGAAGCAGGGCAUCAGGAAGAAGAUCCAGUUUAAGCCGCUCCAUUCUUCUGGAUCGGCAUUGGUCGGUGUUUCUAGUAACAGCCUUUGUACAGUGCAACAGUCUCAACACCUGAAGGAGAUGGCACAAUCUCACCAGCAGCACAGUCUUAACUACAAACCAACAGACACUACGCAAAUGAAUGUAAACUCGUUUCAAACUCCACAUCUUAUUGGUCAGAUUUUGCCACAAUUGGAACAGUCGGUAAACUAUCAGGAUGUAGACAUGCCCAGUGCAAACUCCGACUGCCAGCUGGAAACCAUUGAUCUGACCACUCCCACAGACAAGGACACAUCCUUUACUGAACCUGCGAUAGACUGCACGAAAGAGAAGAAUGUGUUAUCCAAUCACACUCUUCCGUCUCGAUCCAUCUCUCAGACUCCGCCCACAAGUCUUCCACAGUCAGUCCCUUCACUCUCUCUCUCUCAGUCCCAGGUGCAGUCGCUCUCUCAAAAUCUGUCUCGUUCCCUUGGAAAAGGAGGGAAAGGGACUACUGUGGAAGGUACGAAAAAAGAGGGAGCUAUUUCUGAAGACACGAAAGCGGCUCUCAAAGCUGCCUUGCUGAAAUCUGCUCUAAGGCAGAAGGCACGAGAUGGAGGCUCUGCAGCUCUUGGUAUUGACUUAGUCAGAGGAGCUUCUGUUGGUUUAUCCUCGUCCUUGUCCUCCUCCAACUCUGGUCCAGAGCAGAGGAAGCCCAUCACGGCCCAGGAGAGACAGCGAGAGAGGGAAGAGAAGCGGAAGAAGAGGCAGGAGCGGGCCAUGGAGCGAAAGAGGAAGCUAAAAGAAAAGGAAAAAAAGGAAGGGAAACAUGGAGACUCGUUGGGUGGAGUUUUACUCAGUGAUAAUGACAAGAUGCUGCUGCAGCGUUGGGUACGAAUGAUGGACAAACCAGCAGACAAAUCACAGAGCAUAGAAACCAGUAAUGCUAAAACCAGCGACAGUAAGCUCGCCCAAAUCCAGCCAGCAUCAGGAAACAACAUUAUAAAAACAAACUCCGAUGGGGGAGAAUCAGUACUGCCAAAACAGCCCAACGAAGUACAGGUUUUCAAACCGCCACAAUUGCUGUCUCAGUUGGGACCAUGUGUCACUGCUGGACUGUUUAAUCCAACGUCAACCCAUGGUGCAACACCCAUCUCUUUGGGUCAAGCUCAGAAUGGAGACGUUGGUAUUGUUGCAGGAGUUGGAAGUGUUGGAGGCUUAGGUGUGGUAACUGCCCCAUGUGCCUUUGCCAAAAACAACAUACUAAAAUCACAGUUUGUUGGAACAGUAUUCACCGGUCUUGAAAAUUGGACAGGAAUGUCUUCACACAAAACCCACCAACCUCCCCCAGAACUGAACAAUCCUAGUUUUGCACACUUGCAAACCCAUCCAAAGCCCAUCACGCAGUCCAACACUCACAUCCAGCUGCUGCCACUGGAGCCCUUCAUGAACAAACCAUCAGCUCUAAACACCGGCAUUGGAGUUUCAGACACCAGCACCAAUGCAGAGUCCACAGGCGGCCCUCAAGCUUUGGAGAAGCUCUGUGUUUUGGGUGAGCGACAGAAUGGCUCUCAUUCACAAGGCCCUUCAAAACAGCCUCCAGGAGCUGCAGUUCAACCCUGCUUGAGCCUCACUGACACUGGACAGUCUUCAAACAGCAUCCCUGAUAUCCACACCGUCACUCAGCAGCUCUCCAAAUCACAGGUUGAAGACAUUUUGCCGCCAGUUUUCUCAGUGACUCCUAAAGGCAGUGGAGCCGGUUACGGUGUGGGCUUUGACCUCGAUGACCUCCUCACUCAGUCUCUUACUGAACUCCAACACUCUGACCUCAGGGAAAGUCACAGUGACCUAGCCCCUCUGUCUGCAUCCCUGCUCUCCGAUUGGCUGGAGGUGCAUCGCAUGACCCCUGCGGACAUGGAAUCACUUCAGCAGGAGCUUCAACUGGGAUCUCCCAUGAUCCUCUCCGAUAACUCUACGCUUCCUGAUACCUGAUCGCUCCAUGCAUUUUCAUCCUCCAUCCCCUUGUAGAACCGGUUGAGGAAUUUGAUAUCCGCAUUGUCUACCAGUGUACGAGCUAGUAAAAGAGCAUUUACCUAGAAAACAAAAACAUCUCACCCAGAAAAGUGCCUUCAUCUUUAAUGGGUUCAUAAACAUUAUUUAUUAGUGCCAAAAUUUAAAUACGAUGCUCUUCAGUUCUUAAGGGGCCUCAUUUCUCAGAAUUUCAGUGCCAUUACUAAGCAAUUCAGAAGAACCAGUAAGAAGUUCACUUCACUGUAUUAGUGCUAUUGAUUUUUAGAUUCCUUUCAAGCGGAUAGCAGCAGAAAGACUGUCUUUUAGCAGACCAGCAUUGAAAGCUAUUUUCUAGUACACUACAGUCACCAGCAGGGCGGCAGUAUUAGUGGAAGAAACACAAUAAGGGCAGCAGAGCACAAUGGCCUCAUUAUUGGAGACUGUAGAAGGUAGUGCCAAGUAGGAAACAUUUCAUUCGACGUUGCAUGAAUGCCUUGUAGAAAGUAGUGAAACCACAUGCUCAAUUUUACACCAGCAACAAAAGAAUAAGUAUUGUUGUCUUGAAUAAAGCUCUCAAAGGUA
Molecule: messenger RNA, 3947 nt
Organism: Danio aesculapii
Lineage: Eukaryota; Metazoa; Chordata; Actinopteri; Cypriniformes; Danionidae
Gene: mapk7
Product: mitogen-activated protein kinase 7
Exons: 7
Coding region: 90-3347 (1085 amino acids)
Biological process (GO): protein phosphorylation; intracellular signal transduction; cell surface receptor signaling pathway
Cellular component (GO): nucleus; cytoplasm
Molecular function (GO): ATP binding; MAP kinase activity
Source: RefSeq, a predicted model, not a curated record